CAUCAACUAGACAAUAAUUUUUUAUCAAUAUAUCAAUUUUGUAAAUAUAUUUCUAUUUUAUUUUGAUGAAUUAAAAAAUAUUCAUUAAUUAUUUGUUAAUUUAUUUUUUCAUUGAUGAUGAUGAUCCCAAAAUAUUAAAGAUCACAUGAUGUCAGAUUAAAUAUAUCUGUGAUUUUUUUUUUUUAUUUUUAUCAUAAUGCUAUGUCAAAGUGUUCAAGGCUGUUUUAUUUUUUGCUAAAAAUUCACUUGUCAUUUGUCAUCAAACUGCUCCAAACACAUCAGCUUUAUUUAAAACUAUAAUCUUCAUUUAAUCCAAAAGUUUUUUGUCCACUAUAAUCAAACAAAAAUUCAAGAUGUCGAGCAAGUUGACUGAAGUUUCCAACAACAAAGCAUUCAAAGGAUGGCAAAAGGUUUUCUCUCAUGAAAGCUCAGAGUUAAAAUGUAAAAUGAAUUUUGGUAUUUAUUUACCACAACAAGCUGAAACUUCAAAAUUACCAGUUAUUUAUUUUCUAUCUGGUUUAACAUGUACUGAAGCAAAUUUCAUUCAAAAAUCUGGAAUACAAAAAUAUGCAUCUGAUUAUGGUGUUAUAAUUGUUAAUCCUGAUACAAGUCCAAGAGGUGAAGGUAUACCAGAUGAUUCAGAAUAUGAUUUUGGUAUUGGAGCUAGUUUUUAUGUUGAUGCAAUACAAGAACCAUGGAAAGAAAAUUUUAAAAUGUACACAUACAUAACAAAAGAAUUAAGAGGAUUAAUUAAUCGUGAAUUUCCAGUUUCAACAAGUCAACAAUCAAUAAUGGGACACAGUAUGGGUGGUCAUGGUGCAAUUAUGAUUGCAUUAAAAAAUCCAGGAAUGUUUAAAUCAGUAUCAGCAUUUGCUCCAAUUUGUAAUCCAAUUGAAUGUCCAUGGGGUAAAAAAGCAUUUGGUGGAUAUUUAGGAACAGAUAAAGAUUCAAUGAGUUUAUGGAAAGGAUAUGAUUCAACAUAUCUUGCUAAAAAAUAUAAUGGACCAUUUCUUGAUAUACUUAUUGAUCAGGGUAAAAAGGAUAGUUUUAUUGAACAAUUAAUGCCUGAUAAAUUAGUUGCUGCUAGUAAAAGUAGUAGUAGCAGCAGUAGUAGCAGUAAAAGUUCAUCAAAAACUAAAGGUUUAACAGUAACACUGAGAAAUCAUGAUGGAUAUGAUCAUAGUUAUUUUUUUAUCUCUACAUUUAUUAAAGAUCAUAUUAAACAUCAUAUUAAAUAUAUUAAAAAUAAAAAAUAAAUAAUAAUUUUGAUGUUUUUUUUUAAUAAAUAAAUAUACUUUUA
Messenger RNA from Aphidius gifuensis, 1300 nucleotides. RefSeq names its product S-formylglutathione hydrolase. Gene Ontology annotation, cellular component: cytosol. Gene Ontology annotation, molecular function: S-formylglutathione hydrolase activity. Gene Ontology annotation, biological process: formaldehyde catabolic process. The transcript has 4 exons. Lineage: Eukaryota; Metazoa; Arthropoda; Insecta; Hymenoptera; Braconidae. Bases 354 to 1256 code for a protein of 300 amino acids. The record is from RefSeq and is a predicted model, not a curated record.